GCGGGCGCGUUUUAAGCGUUCGUGGGAGAGAGUGAGAGUGACGUUUUCUUCAUGCAUACAAGGAGUAGCGCGAGGCCGAUUGGCUCAUCGCAGUGUUUUCAGUUGGUGACACGGUUUCAUUGGUUGUCUGUGACACGCAGCUAUGUGAGCUACUGCGUUGUAAGGACUAGCAGGCAACCGCUUUCAACACUAUUUUAUGCAUCUAUCCCCGCAUAAUUCCACGGGCUAGGAAGCUUCACUUGGCCAUGUUUCUCGCAGCGACCCUUGUGCGCUAAAGUACGUUGUUAAACUGUCGGGAAGUUCUCUCACGUGCUGUUGCUGCGCCAUGCAAACGUGUCUAGGCACAGGCCAAUACUGCCCUGGCCUGCACAUGACAGUGAACAAGACCCCUAUGGCCACCUUCGGGUAUUCCGUGAAAGGCCCCUACCGCUCGGAGCACGUAACAGGAAGUCAUCUUCGACGGUCAAUUCCAUCGUCUGGUGUCCUUGGUUUCGUCGGUGCGUUGAGUCUCGUUGCUGCUAAUUGCCUCUUCCGUCUGUUUUGCUUCGCGGCCUGCGUCUCUGUGGUAAAGCGAAGAGCUGGUGUAGCGAAGCCAUGUUCUUAGAUGAGUGUUACCAUUGAUCGCGCUAUCUUACAUGCGUGUUGCAAUAAGUGAGUUUUCUGGAAUUCUUUGGUGUCGCUUGUUUUCCGUGUACGAGGUUGUUGCUGUCAAUACAAUGAAGCGUCGACAUGGUUUGCGGUUCCCCGUGGACACACGGGCCAGUGUCACAGGCAUCUAUUUUCGCCGCAAUAAGUCCAAUGUAGGACCUGGUGCGUUAUAUUCGUUGGGGAGUAUUCUGGCGGUGAGCGUGGGGGGGUUGUAAGCAUGGCCAGACAGGAGGGGCCUCUGAAGCGUCCACCACGAUGGCUGUGGGACUAUUCACAGGUGCCCGUAUCCAAAUGCGACCGAAUCCGUGAUGCGUUGUGUCAUAUUACGAGGCCUGUGGUCAAGCUAUUUGAUGUCCUGUCUGUUGAGAGGCUUCUCAUAGUGGCGGUUUUUGCGUACGGGAUGUUACUUACGUCUCGUGGUGCGUUUCAUUUUCUCCACUUGCGCUGACUGCGCCUCGUCACCGGUUUUCCACUGGCGCGCCCAGGCGGUAGGCAGCGGUCCAGUGCCGGUGUAUUUAAGCGAUGAGGAGUGAUAAGGUGGAGCAAGGGUGAGCUACGGAGCGUCUGGGCGUGCUGUGCAUACGCAUAGCGGACGGACCCAGACGCAGCAGUGAGCCAGUGGCAGCUGCAAUGACGAGAUGGUUUUGAGAUGUUGGGGUUGCAAAUGUGUGAGUAGCUGUGCAAAUUCAUCUUGAGUAUCGACCACAAUAGUCGUCCAUAUGUGCAUCGUUUUAUAAUAAAAAAGAUAUUGGAUGCUGAGUUGCAGCAAUUCUCUCUGUCCUCCGAAAUGCAAGGCCGUGGUGUCACACACAUGGGAUCAGAGAAACUAGUCUGCUCGCCUUUUACUAAUACCACAUUAGUCACAGCGGUUCUAAGAGCAACCUAUUGCGCCUCACUUGCAGAAAUCGGCAGCCUAGCCACUGGCAGUAAGGAUGACGUUCUAGACUUUCUUACUUGUGCAGGGAUGAAAGAGUCUGCAGCAGUUCCUCUCAUAGCUCCGCUGCAUGAUGGUCAUUGUCUCUCGCCGCAGAAUUGCACAGUGAAACACUGGACCAAUUGUAAACGGUGGACUAGCAGUGUUGGUGUCGGCUCCAGUGCUCACAUUUCAUGAUAGAAGAGGCGGAGGCAGGCGUGCAUUUCUUGGCCAAGAGGAUGUGUACGCUGAUUGGGGCACGGUUGCUGGGGGAAGGGGUGCUCUAGACGCUGUAGAGGGGAAGAGAACCGUAGGAGAUGGCAGGACGCAAUGCGUCGCGUGCUGCUUGAUGGGGUAGCAUCGCGUCUGUUCAGCUGGGCGCAUGUCACGUCUCUCCGCGAUUUGCAACCGAUGACGCGCGACGGGUUCCAGUUGUGCCACUUGUGUUCACGGGCGUGCGUAUGUUUCAGAAGAUUUUAACGGACCCUUGAUAAAAUUCUGAGAAUAAGAGUGAGGGACAUUCUGACUCUCCUCACGUAUACUGAAUGUGAGACUGCUUACCGGCAACGAAUGUGAAUGUUAACACCCGGUAGUACUGCACCUUCAGGUGUUCCGUUCUUCCGUGUUGCACUCUCCUUCCUGCUAACAAUUCCUUCUCUCGUUUUUUGAUCUUUUGACGGUUCGUGUUGAUAUCCGUGUAGAAGUGAAAGAGGCUGACUCGCCUUACGGAUAUUUCUCGUGAUCUGUUUCCUCUUCAUUCUCGUCUGAUGCGAAAAUUUCGUUUUAUCAUACAACAAUUGCCAGUCGCGUCUGGGGGAGCUCCGUUUGGCUAUUGUUGGGCACGCCUCACACCUGCCACGAAAAUUAAAAUGUGUGGUGGGAAUCAGGAAACUGUAGCUUGCGGUUCCAGUUGGCUCAGGUCAUCCCUCGUCUACCUUCAGCUAGUACCUGUGAUUGUUCCAAAGUCUUUUCUUCUCCAGCCGUUACUCUUGGAUACACCAGCUGUGUGCGCCAUGUGUGGGUGUUCGACGAUGAAUCCAGCUAGGGAGGGGAACACCAGCGGCUAGAAAAUGUAGGAACACAGAUGAGCCGGAACGGAGCUAAAUCAGAUGCUUGAUGAAGAAAGGGUGUUCUUGGAGAGAAGUCUUCCAACCUUACACCUAAUUCCACAGAGUUCCUGAGUGGAGACCGAUAUCGCGUCCGGUGGGUUUUUGCUUUAAGAACAAACAAGGGCCGGGUGCCCGAAAAGAUUGCUCGCCAAGCUCGCGUAGAAGAGAAGGGUCUGAGUUAUCAUGAAGGUCUGGCAGCAGACAUCAGCGGAACUAGGACAUGUGGGUGAGAGUGCUAUUGGACGACAUCGGAAGACCAGUCAGCCCAUUCGGUGUCUGCGGAAUGUGUUGUCGUUCAUAGCGAGGCGUCACGGUGGUACGGGUCGAAAGGGGCUGGGCACUAUCGUGGUGUGUAGUAUCGCGUGAAAAGAAUUGUUUUGUGCCUUUCGGGAAUUGAGUACCAGACGCACUGCGGCGAAUGUCACUGGGUUGCUGCGCUGGAGAAGACUGCAGCAGCGUGCUUGAGAGGUUUCAAAUUUCUCUAUGAUGCGCCAAUAUAAUGCUAGACGCCGCGUAAAGACCUGAGACUAGGAUUCUCGUACGGAAGCAUAGGUUGAUGGCGUCGUGUUGGACGAAUUCGUGAAAACGCUUUUCAGGAGAUGUAGGAACGGCCGGAUGAGACAAGCAGUAUAUAGAGCGUGUGUCAGGGUAACGUUGCACAGGAUCUGCCGCGUUUAUCUGAUACCGGAUUGCGCGCGUGCACCCGUAUCGAUCGUCGAAUGGAAACAGAGACUCUUUCGAAGAACGAAAAAAUUGGCGGAAAAAGUCCACGUCCAAAUCUAUCCUAAAUGGAAAGACAAGUCUGUUGAAAACCGGAUGGACGGUAAAUGAGACAAAUAUCGUAUCACAAAGCUGGUGAGCAUGGUACAAUGAUAGGUGCAUGUUGUUUGAUGUGGUUGCCUAGAUAAUAGAGUGGACAUUUCUCUCAUGGCAUGUACCAGUUUGUCCCGCAUAAACUGUUGCUUCCGUCCGUCACUCCUGAGGGCUCUUUUUCGAGCUCGUAGGGAGCUAUCUAAAUGGAGCCCUCUAACGUUAUGGUCAGGUACUACCGUGUGUUCUUACGGCUGACAGGUUACAAUGAAAUGGCUGAGGAGAACGGGACAUAACCGUUGAAAAAAGGUUUGCAUCAAAGAAGCGAAAACUGCAAAGCAAAACAUGUUGUGUAUUUGACAGAGUUGGUGCUGGUGCGCGUGGCUCGCGUGUUGAUGACAGUCGACACCGCCCUCUGUCAUAUGUCCGUCCAGGCGAGUUUGUCGGUGAACAUAUGGUGUUUAUGCUGGUCUCGAUCAAAUAUCCUUAGGGGACGUCUGUAGGUGCCAUCCGUGAGUUUCACGAAUGUGUGCCCACCGUUCUCAGGGUGCCCUGGAGAAUACCACUGAUAUGGUGUGCCCACAAAUGAACAGGACAUGUGCACCAAAUGUAGCGCCACAAUGACUAUGAACGGAAUUAGCACUUUUAAUUCCGUCGUUUUGGGCUGCGGUAAUCAUGCAUUCUUUAUGAAAGUGCAUCGGUCACACCAUAUCCCCAGCGUAAAAAAGCUAUACAAAGUCGGUAACUUGUGGUGACCAUAUCCCAACGAUCACUCCCAUUUUCCAGUAAAUGUAGCCUCCCGAUAAAGCUCUGUAUCCUUAAAUACGUGAAAAUCAGAGACGGAUAUCAUGCUAGAAGCUUGAGACCAGCGGGC
Toxoplasma gondii ME49 is the source of this 4354-nucleotide messenger RNA. RefSeq lists its product as hypothetical. The record is from RefSeq and is a predicted model, not a curated record. NCBI's taxonomy places the organism in Eukaryota, Apicomplexa, Conoidasida, Eucoccidiorida, Sarcocystidae. Bases 1436 to 1759 code for a protein of 107 amino acids. The transcript has 3 exons.